Molecule: messenger RNA, 2368 nt
Organism: Anopheles bellator
Lineage: Eukaryota; Metazoa; Arthropoda; Insecta; Diptera; Culicidae
Product: E3 ubiquitin-protein ligase RFWD3
Exons: 2
Coding region: 62-2242 (726 amino acids)
Biological process (GO): interstrand cross-link repair; protein ubiquitination
Cellular component (GO): nucleus
Molecular function (GO): protein binding; ubiquitin protein ligase activity
Source: RefSeq, a predicted model, not a curated record
CAAAGGUACGUUUGGGCGAAACUGAAACAGGUUCAAUUGUAGCAUUCUUCAAUGUACCACGAUGGCCGACGAGAACGAUGGCGAAUUGGAGGUAUCAAGCAUCGUAGAAGUGUCAUCAGACGAAGCAAUUCCUUAUGCCGCUAUUUUGGAAUCACAUAUGGAAAUCGGGAAUCGCGAGCUACGGCCUCCCCUCGAACCGGAGGUACCAAGCACUGAUGCGGAAGAGUCAGCAAAUGAAGCAGAUCCUGAAGCCGCUAUUUCGGGAUCACCUCUCGUGGAUAGGGAUAUCGAGACUCCAGAGCCCCGCGAACGGCCUUCCCUCGAUUCUGAGGUAUCAAGCAUUGACGCAGAAGAGCCGGCAAAUGAAGCAGAUCCUGAGGCCGUUAUUUUGGCACCACCUACCAUGAAUAUGGAGAUCGAGACUCGCGAGCCCCUUGAACCUGAGGUAUCAAGCAUUGACCCAGAAGAGCCAGCAAACGAUGCUGGUCCUGAGGCCGCUUUUUCGGGUUCACCUCCCCCAGCAGAUAUGGAGCUCAUUCUGGCUCGAAUGGAGGAUAACCGCAUAUUAGCUUCGGUGGUGUUGCUUAAUCGUAUUGAGAAUUCAGCUUUAUAUAAUGCACUAGAGUCAACAGAAGAAGAGCCGACCGAGGAAAUCGUGACGGUGGAGCUUUCCGAUAGCAGCCCAUCAAAUCGCACAAGUCCGCUUACGACACCCCGAAGAAAGAAACGAAAAAGAACCGUGACCCCGAAACAAACGGAGCCGUCGGCUGCCGCGAAAGGAAUGUCUGACGACGAAGACAAUGGGUUGCAGUGCUCGAUCUGUCUCGACGAAUGGACGACAUCGGGCGAGCACCGCGUGGUGUCGCUGAGGUGUGGUCAUCUGUUCGGCCAGUCGUGCAUCACCCGGUGGCUCCAGAGCAAUGUGGGCCCCCAUCGGUGUUGCGCCACGUGCAAAACGAGAGCUUCCGUGCGUGACUUCCGUCCCAUCUACGCCAAAGCUGUCCGAGCGUUAGACACGACACGCGAAGAGCAACUAAAGGUGGACCUGAAGAUCGAGCGAGACAGGGUGGCCGAAUUACACAUGAAGCUCACGGCAGUCACUGUGCAACUGGCCAACCAGCGCCAUCUGGCCGCACAGUACAAAGUGAAGCUCGAUGAGAUGAGCACUGCGGGUGAAAAUCCCGUCGUGGUGUUGAACUCGACCGUGCGACCGACGGUUUACAUGCUCAACAUGGACAAGAAUAUCGAAAUCAGCUCAGAGCCGGGCUGUCGCGUGAUGGCGUACGCAGCCGGGCCUCAAAUUUUGUUGAUUUCGCUAAAGUCUACCCAAGUUCUGUUCCCGGGGUAUGCGGUGCGCAUGUUGCGGGCCCCCGACUAUAAUGCAAUCGGCACAGUGUUCGUUUCUUCGCAAUCGAUUCGGGACAUCGCGGUAGAUGCUGCGGAUGCUCUGUUUGCUUGCGCUACGAUGGAGAAAACGGUCAAGAUAUUUUCCAUUGCCCAGCGUAACAUAAAACUCACGAUCACUCCUAAUACGGAAGAGGCCGUGUGGUCGUGUUCCUUCGAUAAGGAGCGGCCCACGUGUCUGUACCUCGGUUCAGUUCACGGCGCGGUGUACGUGUACGAUAUUCGUCAGCCGGAACAGUGCCUGAUGCAGUUCGCCGUGGGCCACGCGCACAAUGACGUCACGGCCGUUAUUAGAAUUUGUCCGGUCGAUCCGACGCCCACCAUACCACUGGGGGGCUUUCUCGUCUGCAAGCUCAAGUCGCUGUGGUUCUUCGAAUACACCUCCAUGGGGCAUGUCAAUGAGAAUCGGCUCAACCUCGAGGGACCAUUCUGGUCGAUGAACUACAAUGCGGUCAGCCGGUUUAUUCUCGUCACGCAGCGUAUCACACGUACCGGCCAGCGGACAACGCACGUGCUGGGGACGCUCGAGCAACUGCGAGGUAUCUUUUCCUUCAAUGUGCAUUACAAGUUCGAAGGGUCACAAGUGCAGACAACGAUGCUACGCAAUGCCCAGCUACUGACGCCCAAUGGUGAGGAUACACUAGUGGCGUCCUUCCUGGAGGACGACCGUGCGCUGGGCACUUGGAGCACCAGCUGCGGAUCUCGCCCGAUUCAGAAGCUAGAGAUGGGCGAUACCGUACUGGACAUUUGCCCGGUCAAGUUCAUGCCUAACCAAAUGCACGUGGCCACUCUGUGCAGUCGCCGUUGUCGGAUUUAUUGCCUCCGAAUUGCAAAAUGACAUGGGGCCUCGCGAUGCUAACUUUGUAAGGACACGCAUUUUAUUUGCAUUCGCCAUCCGAAACUGAUCGAUGCCGGUUGCUAGUUUUGGCGCGUCGUCAGCGAGAUAUUCUUAAAACAACCGUAC